Molecule: messenger RNA, 1644 nt
Organism: Symbiodinium pilosum
Lineage: Eukaryota; Dinophyceae; Suessiales; Symbiodiniaceae
Source: the annotation of a GenBank genome assembly
AUGUCAGGUCCUCCAUACGAACGCCUGUCCAAGGCAUUUCUUCGACGGCGAACGGUUGUGGCAAUAUCAGUGUACUUCUGCGUGACCAUUGUCCUGGCCGAGCGGCUGCCAGUGGAUGAGGUCGAACUGGAAGAGGACUCGGACAAGGCUUCCUCAAAGCCAGCUGCUCCGGAGGUUCCAGUGAAACCUGCAAAGACUGCAGAUGCAGAGGCUUCCGAGAAAGCGAGCCCUACGCCUGCUCCAAAGGCGCAGGCUGCCGUGAAGGCCUCAUCAGCCCUGGCUUUGAAGGAAAAUGUCUCCCUGCAAGGGUCCGACUCGGUGCAGAAGGUAUCCACAGCCUUGACAGUGGCCAAGACAAAGGCCACAAGGCAUCGGCUUUUCGGCCGGCGGAUUUCAGAGGCCGCCCACGAGGGGCGCAUCUCAGUGAUAGCUAAGACCCAUGGACGACGCCACAAGCGCUGGGACUUGGGCAACGACUACUCAAGUGACAGUGAGCAUGAGGAGGAUGAAGAUGACGCCCCCUCCCCCGAGUCCAUCUCCAGGUAUCAGAAGCUGACUGAUGACCAGAGACAGCAGAUGCGGGUGUUGGAGCAGGAGCUUGAUAGCAGCCACCCUUCCAACACCAGUGGUGUACUGUCGCCCGUUGCUGAGCAACCGAUGCUGCUGGCAGUCGCCGGGGGCAUUGGGGCAUCCGUUGGCAACACAGGCAGCAUCAACUUUGACAGGGAUUUGAUCCGGCGGAUGAAGAUGCAAGACCUGGUUGUCAUGUGCCUGCUCUUGUUCGUCUACUUUGCUACUUUGUCCUUCAGCGCAUGCCUGGCGCACAGACAGGCCGCAAACAGAUCUCGGGUGAAGUUUUACGCGGACCCGCGGAUGUACAUUAGUACUGUGGAUCAAGCAGAGGAGACAGCGUUUCUAGAGGCCUUCAAUCAGCAGCCCAAGCAGGUCCACCUGCGCGUCACCGGAUACCUGCCGGUAACCAACAACUUUCCAGGCUCCUUUUUCUGGCGAGAUGGCCUUUACGCCGUCUCCUUUUCCUUCGCACUGGAUUUGACGCCAUGGGUGGCACGCGCCAGCCUGCGGGAGCCGGAGGACACGGAUGAUGAGGACGCACCAGAGGCUGGCGUGCCGGCGGAGGACUUGGUGAAGCUUCGGAAGUUUCUGGCGGAAGAUGCCAACGACAUGGCAAUCGUUGAAAUGCGGAAGUCGAUUGACUGGUCAUGCUGGGAAGAGCUUGCUAUGAAUAUCAAGCAUCAGAUUCGUCAGAGUGGCUUUCAAGGAGUCAUCAACAUUGACCGCACCGAGCAGGAAGACAUGUGUGUGUACAAGAACACGCAAUGGGCAAACUUCAUGCACGGCAAAGCGCUGAAGGUGCUGCUGGCCCUCAGCGUGGUGGGAUGGCUCUUCUAUGUGCCAUACAUGUGGGGCCGGUGCAUACACCUCCCCAUCCGCUGUGCACAUAGCGUGAAGAUCUCCAUUAGCGACUUCUGGCCGUUCAUCGCAGAUGGCCUGAGUGCCAAUGGCUUCCUGGUGGGUGAGGCUCCCCAGGCGGUUUUCCCAGCCCAGCAGGCUUUGGCGAGGGCCCAAGAGGCAGACUCAUCUGACGAGGAGAACGACGACACCAAUCGGGCAAAUGGUGAAUGA